AUGAAUCGUAAGAAUUAUUUACCACCAAUAUGGUACGACGAUAUGCAAAUGGCCGGUUUAAUGUCAAUGAUUAAGGCGCGAGAAGUUAACCCAUAUGACUACGAUCGGAAGGUGAAAUUUUGGAGUGAGACAAUAUCGAAAUCGUGCCAUGCAGAACAUGAUCCUCUAGUCACGAUCGAUAUGCUGAAGAAACGAUUUCGUAGAGGUGAUCAACUGCCUGCCUCGUUGGAUAUCGUCGUUGACAAUAUGCAUCGGUUUGUUGAAUGGAUUUGCUGUUCGGUUAUUUAA
Molecule: messenger RNA, 288 nt
Organism: Anisakis simplex (herring worm)
Lineage: Eukaryota; Metazoa; Nematoda; Chromadorea; Rhabditida; Anisakidae
Source: the annotation of a GenBank genome assembly